This is a messenger RNA of Aspergillus versicolor CBS 583.65, 1326 nucleotides long. Its product is annotated as MRG family protein. Bases 97 to 1080 code for a protein of 327 amino acids. Gene Ontology annotation, biological process: chromatin organization; regulation of DNA-templated transcription. Gene Ontology annotation, cellular component: NuA4 histone acetyltransferase complex; nucleus; Rpd3S complex. The transcript is spliced from 4 exons. Lineage: Eukaryota; Fungi; Ascomycota; Eurotiomycetes; Eurotiales; Aspergillaceae. The record is from RefSeq and is a predicted model, not a curated record.
UCAAUCUACGAGCCACUACGCACCCGAGUUUUGACUUCGGGCAAGAAUCAGGCCCUCAAUCGUCAACUAUCUAUUUGAGAGCACCUCGCCGCCAAAAUGGCACCAGCAGGUCAAACCACUUACCAAAAAGACGAAAGGGUCCUCUGCUUUCAUCACGAGAUUCUGUACGAGGCAAAGAUCCUCGAACUUCGACACACAGAUCCGGAUGACCGAAAAAGCCCAUACGAGUAUCUAGUCCAUUAUAAGGGCUGGAAAAACACUUGGGACGAUUGGGUACCUCAAGAUCGCCUUCGUAAAUUUACGGAGGAGAAUAGAGAGUUGGCCACCACCCUUCGCCGGGAGGCUGAAGCUGCGCUUCGUCAGAAGAGCACGAAAACCUCCGUUAAGAAGAGGGGAGGAUCCGACCGCGGUUCGGCUCGUGGAAGUGAAGAAAGGCAGACGUCCGUCCCAGGCCGAGGAACUAAGAGGGCGAGGGAUAAUGAUGUUGAAAAGGAGGAGAACUUCUACACCCGACCAUCUGUGAGAAUUGUGAUGCCAGACAAUCUCAAGUCGCUCCUUGUCGAUGACUGGGAAAAUGUCACCAAAAACCAGCAAGUGGUGGCGUUGCCAGCUAAGAGCUCGGUCAAUCAAAUUCUAGAUGACUAUCUCAAGGAAGAGAAGCCGAAGCGCACUGGAUCAUCUGACUUUGAUGUCUUGGAGGAAGUAAUCAUGGGCGUUCGCGAUUAUUUCGACAAGUCCCUAGAUAAGAUUCUUCUCUACAGAUUCGAGCGUGAGCAAUAUCGUGUUCUCCGCAAGAGGUGGGAAUCCGAGACCGCAGACAAAGGGCCCCUUGAUAUCUACGGUGCGGAACAUUUAACGCGUCUUUUCGCCACGAUGCCCGAACUCAUCGCGCAAACAAACAUGGAUCUCCAGUCUACUAACAGACUCCGCGAAGAGCUCUCAAAGUUCACAAUUUGGCUCAGCAAAAAUUCUAAUAAUUAUUUCGCCACAAGGUACAUGACUGCUAGCAACGAGUAUGUCGAGAAAUCUCGUGGAGUGCCGAAUCCGACCCCUGGGACUGCCACCUCACGCCUGGUUUAAACGGACUAUUAUAAGCUAAACCGCGACGGGUCCAAGUAUUUGAGGGUUGCCUUCGAUUGCUCCUUUUGUUCUUUAUUUCUUUUAGUGCGCAUCAUAAUCGGCCCCCGAACAAAUACGUGAGAUGGACAGGAUUCUUUUCUGCACGCAUUACUGGGAGAACGGUUUCUUUCUGUACCAAUAUAUUUAUUUAGAGCGGCGAAUUUAGGAAAUGGGAGUGCGGCCAACCGUUUUUUUCGAAACUUUCUG